This is a messenger RNA of Leguminivora glycinivorella, 2369 nucleotides long. Its product is annotated as T-cell activation inhibitor, mitochondrial. Gene Ontology annotation, cellular component: mitochondrion. NCBI's taxonomy places the organism in Eukaryota, Metazoa, Arthropoda, Insecta, Lepidoptera, Tortricidae. The record is from RefSeq and is a predicted model, not a curated record. The coding region runs from base 116 to 1549 and encodes 477 amino acids. The transcript has 13 exons.
AUCAGUGUCAAACUAAUGUCAUUUAACUAAGCAAGCUUUUAAAAGUGAUAUAAUAAUAUCAAAGUAGGUUUAAGUGCGCAAAAUAGUGAUUUUUCUAGCAUACAGACUUUAAAUAAUGUAUUCUAGACUUAAAAUAAGCUGUUGCCAAUGUGCUGGAGGAAUCCUGUGCAGAUAUUUGAGUUCGGCUGAAGUAUCGACAGCCCUGCGACCUUUUUACUUCAGUGUACAUCCAGAUUUGUUUGGAAAAUACCCAGAACAGAGAAAGGUAAAUGAAAACUCAUUACAGCAAUUAAGUGCUCUAAUAGAGGCACAGCAGUCUAGUCGUAGAAUAUCUAUACCUCCACUAUCAUUUUACUUACGGCAAAAGGAUAUGGCUGAAGGAGAAUUCAAACUAGUCAGGAUCCAGUUGAACAGCAGUGAUGUUAGGGAAACAGUUGUCAAAGUUUUAAGUGCAUGUGAUAUAUCUACUAAAUAUGUUGACAAGAUACCAAGGAGUCCACAGAAGAGCAAUACUUUUAGCAAAGAAAACUUUACGAAAGCAUAUAAAGAAUACAGUGUUGAAUUUGACAAAGUAGCCAGAAUGAAGAGAAAAGUUCAGGAAAAGAAAGCAGUUGAAAAUCUCAUAGAGUGGAUCUAUGACAACAGUGCAACUGCAAGGAACAAAUAUGAUGCAACAAGUGCAACCAGGGACCAAGUGAAGAGCUUAAUAGACCACCUGUGCAGCACUUAUGGUAUAAAAGAAGUAAAAUAUGAUAGUGGUUGGAAUAUUAGCCAUAUCCGAGGUGCACUACAAAGUUUGGUCGCUCUGGCGACGCAACAUUCACAACAUAUGAGCAAUUUAACAGGUCGAACCAUUGCUUUAGGACAAUUUACUGGUGUAAGCCUAGAUGGGGAUGUUUAUCUGAAUAUUAUAGACGUGAGAAAUGAAUGGCUUUCGCUUAUUAAAAAGGUUAGCCAAGAAGAUAGCGCUCUGACACAAAUACCUCACUAUGAGGAGGCUCUUUCCAGUAUACUAAGGAAUAUACACAUUUGUAGACGGAAAUUCAUGCCAAAAGUGUCCGCUCACCAAUACUGCAGCCACAUGAGGCAGCUCAUCACGUCCAUCGGGGACUUCUACGGGCGCGGCAAGAAGAUCCCCGCCUCGGUGCCAGAGUCUCUCAGCAAAUACGAGAUUGUGGUCGAGCCCGAGGCCGGUCCACUCAUGCUGUCCCCCACGGGCCAGUUCAUCACGCCCUCCUCGUGCCCGGCCGACGAGCUCAUCUACUUCAUCAGCAACCACCUGGACGAGGCCAUGCUGCUCCUCACCGAGUACAGCAUAAACAAGCACGUGGAAAAGGCACUUUACAAAGAAGUGAAAGAGCGGUUCGGACUGCUCGAGCUGCACAAGGACGACAGCAUCACGCCGGCGCUCAUGAUACUGUGCUGCCAGCGGCUGCUCACGCGCAUCGACAAGAUCGACACGAAACUACAAGGAAACAUUUUGAAUGUCACACAUUACUACUCGGUGCUAACGGAGGGCGUUUUAUGUAUACCUUGGAACUUCAAAUAACACUUUUGCACACUUAUACCUACUUUGAGAAAAAAUUAGAUAAAUGUUGUACGUAACACUCAAUAUGAAACAUUUAGAAACAACUGUUAUAGGUAUUGCAAAAUAAUCAAUUUAUUUUAGAAAAUACACUCCACUAUUUAGAUUUAUAUAAAUUAAAAAUAUAUUGCGUGCCACUUUUUCGGAGUGUCAUAUUUCACAACUCGUGUUCCAAAAUAGUAAUAGUACACAUACAAGCAUUUAGUAUUUCUUACGGCCCAGCCACGACAUUGGUCUAAGUGCGACAGCGGUGAGCGGCAGCCAUACGUGCGAAUGAAAAGUCUCAUCGCUGUGUCUCGCUCCAAUGUAUGGCCGCCGCUCACCGCUGUCGCGCUUAGACCAAUGUCGUGGCUGAGCCGUUAAUUUCGUGGAACAAAGUUCAUUAAGAAUACGAAAUAGUUGAAAAUUUGUGAUGUUACUUUUAAGUGACUAUGGAUUUUAUAGUGAAUCUUAGUGUUGUGAUCCAUGACAGUAUCAUCUCCACUUUUUAUUUCCAGUUAUCACCCUUUAUACUUGGGCAUUAAAGGUCAACAAUGUUAACUAAGCGAGUGGUGGGUAAGAAGCUUGAAUUAUACUGAAGAUAUUAAUAUUAUAAUACGGUUUUCAUGGCCUUUUACAAUCGGCAGCACAAUGGAUCACAACACGAAUCUUUAGAAAAUUUUAACGCUUAUAUUAUGAAGUAGAGUAUAAAAUAAUUUCGAAUUUACAUUAAUUUUAAUAUUAAGGUGCUGAUACGCUUGAUCGUUCACUUGGGCUGUCGUUACCCAUAAGCACGCAAGGCUGA